Molecule: messenger RNA, 1738 nt
Organism: Schistocerca cancellata (South American locust)
Lineage: Eukaryota; Metazoa; Arthropoda; Insecta; Orthoptera; Acrididae
Product: UDP-glucosyltransferase 2-like
Exons: 6
Coding region: 71-1054 (327 amino acids)
Molecular function (GO): UDP-glycosyltransferase activity
Source: RefSeq, a predicted model, not a curated record
UGCGCGUGGUUCCAGUGUCUAGAAACGUAGCGUUCCACCACCAAACACAACUCAGAUAGAUAUAUCGUUUAUGUACGACGAGUGGAAGAACGCUGUUGAUUUCACCAAAAUUGGCCAGUUGUCCAAAGAUGAGAGGUUGGAAAUGAUGAUAAACGCUGCUCACAAAGGGUGUGACCUUCAGCUCAAAACUCCUGCUGUAAAACAACUUCAGUUUGGAGAAAAAUUCGAUCUGGUGAUAAUGGAAAUGUUCUUAUAUUUCUGCUACUUUGGUCUCGUUCAUAAAUUGGGACAUCCACCAGUAGUUGGCUUCCUUUCGGCUCAAAUGACUCCACAGAUGCAUCGUAUGGUGGCUAAUCCGAUUAACCCUGCAUAUAUCCCAAAACUGAUUACUCCCUACACGGAUCACAUGACGCUUUUGGAAAGAGCUGACAACGCGUAUCAAUUGAUGACUGACUGUAGGGACGUCGAAAGACUGAUAGAAUCUCAAGACGAAAUAAUGAGAACUCACUUCGGAAGUGAAGUUCCUAGCAUCGCUGAAUUACAAUAUAAUACAAGCCUAUUGCUUGCAAGUGGUCAUUUUUCUUCCAGCUAUCCGUAUCCAAUACAACCUAAUGUGAUACAGAUGACUGGACUUCAUAUUAAGGGACCCCAAAAACCACUCCCUCAGGAGAUACAAUCUUUCCUGAACGGUGCGAAACACGGAUUCAUAUACUUCAGUCUUGGUUCCAACGUAAAAAGCAGCAGCCUUCCUGUGUUCACACGACAAGCCCUCAUGGAUGCUUUUUCCGAACUGCCGCAAAGGGUGCUCUGGAAAUUCGAGGAUGACUCCCUACCAGGGAAGCCAAACAAUGUCAUGAUUGCACAGUGGCUACCUCAAGAAGAAGUUUUGGCUCACCCAAACAUCCGCCUGUUCAUCACUCAGGGUGGACUUCAAAGUUUCAACGAGGCUUCAUACUACGGUGUCCCUCUCGUCGGAGUUCCCUUCUUUGGAGAUCAGCAGUACAACGUAGCAAAAAUGCUCAGAUCAGGAAUUGGAGUCAAAAUAGAUUUCUAGGCCAUUACUAAGGAUUCUAUGUUGGAAGCCCUGCGGAAAAUUCUGGAAGAUCCGAGCUACCAGGAGAACAUGAAGCACUUCUCCGCCAUCUACCGGGAGCACCAGAGCACGUCCCUGGAGAGGGCGGUGUGGUGGGUGGAGUACGUGAUCCGCCACCAGGGGGCCCCCCACCUGCGCAGCGCAGCCCUCGACCUGCACUGGUGGCAGCUGCUGCUGCUCGACGUCGUAGCCUUCAUAUUGGCUGUAGCGGCCUUGGCGGCGUUUCUCCUCUACAAGCUGAGUCGGUGGCUCUUCUCGUGGCUCACUCGACCCAGCAAACUAAAGAAACAGUGAAAGUGUCCCUGCAUCACGUGUCAGAAAUCUGACAGACACGUCUUGCAUGCUGCAGUUGUAUUUCGUAGGAGUGCUCCUAUAAUGUGCGCGACUUUCACCUCCUUAACAGACUCAUCCCUGAAAGUUUAAUGAGUGUCCUUGGAGCAAAUCUAACUUCUAUGGGGAAGUGAUAAAAACGCUAGAACAUACACGUCAUGACAACCGGCUAUUCAUAUGUUAGCUGCAUGAAGUUCGACAUAGGAAGAGCACGAGAUCGUGAUGAUCGUCUCUAAGACUGCUCUCUGCAACAAAAUCACGUCCUGCACUGGGUAACGAAAGUCAAGUUAAUGUAUGUUCAUCAAACGCUACUUA